This is a messenger RNA of Hyaloperonospora brassicae, 723 nucleotides long. The record is from the annotation of a GenBank genome assembly. NCBI's taxonomy places the organism in Eukaryota, Oomycota, Peronosporomycetes, Peronosporales, Peronosporaceae.
AUGGCACGCGGAGCAGUUCAGCUCGCAGCUUCGCUCGCACUGUGGGCGGCAGGAGGACCCACACCACUGCACGGCCUGAUCUUCGAGCUCGACGGCCACGCAGAGGAGUGUUUCCACGAGUACGUGCGCACGAAGCGCACUGCGUACUUGAGCAUCGGCGUUCUGGAAGCUUCGAGUGCGUACGACGUGCGAUUGCGGGCGUUCGGUCCGUUCGCGACGUACCCCGAACAGGCGCACGUGGAGAAGAACUUUUUCGACCACGUGGUGGUCACUCCGUUCGACGAGGAAAGUCAGAACGUCGAGCAGAGCGGCUUUAACUUUGACUCGGAGCAUCGCGGCGGCUGGUACCGCUUCUGCCUGGGGAACCUGCACGACAGCAGUCCAAAGGUCAUUGAGUGGCGCACGUCGCUCGAGCUCACGAACGCAGAAGACGUGGGCGAAGAGGACAAGUUGGACGAGCAGACGCGACGAGAGCACUUGGAAGUUGCUAUGACGUCGCUUCGACGGUUGCGGUCGCUGCUGGAGCUCAUUCGCAACGAACAGGAGUACUACCGCGCGCGAGUGCACCGCCAUGUUCAGACACUCGAAAGCAGCGAGUCGCGCAUUGUCUAUUACACGGUGGUGGAGCUGGUUGUACUGGGUGCUAUCUACGCUGCGCAGUCCUUCCUGCUGCACAAAUGGUUCCAAGAUCGCGGCUACUUCUCCAAGCGCGAAUGGGUGUAA